AUGUCAGACAAACAGUUCGAAGGAAUUCCUUUCUUGAAUGAAGAGGAAGGCCUCUCAGAGCAGGGCGACCUGCCUGUUGAUAAGAACCGUUACCAGAAAAAAUCCUACCGCAUCUCUAAAAUCAUUCUCUACUCUCUCUUUCUAGUCGCAAUUCUCAUCAUAACAGCGAUUUCGAUUGCAACUCAAAAGAUCCUUACGACAAACACAAGAGGCGAACAUCCAAACAACAGCCAAAAUUCUGAUUCAUUCGACCUUUCUCUCGACGCAAAACUCGCCCCGAAUCGACUGAAUCCAGAUUUAUAUGAAUUCCCGCGGCUCGGCAAUGUCGUGGCCAAGACAGAGGGCUGCGGUACCAGCCCAGAAGAAGCCAAAGCCCUGGGAUGCAUCUUCGACCCGAUGAACUGGCAUUGGACACGGCCGGAGUGCUUCUACGAAGAAGGAUCUAAAAAUGCCCAGGCUCAGGGGCCCUGGAAGUAUUUCCGAGACGCGAAUCACACAGAAGAGAUGUAUUUGGCCGACGAACAAGCAAUGUCAACCGAGCGACUGAUGUACACGGAGCACAGCUGGCAUGUUAAUCAUUGUAUCUAUGCUUUAGAGUCCAUGCAUCGUGCAGCUAUGCUGGACAAGUGGAUUCCGGAGGAGGCAGCGAGCUGGCCACAUACUUUGCACUGCAUGAUGGUUUUUCGAAUGAUGAACACACCACCAAAGAAGCCGAACACGCGUGUAGACAUGCAAUUUCUAGGUUGUGUCAAGUUCGAGCAUAGCUAG
Molecule: messenger RNA, 768 nt
Organism: Talaromyces marneffei
Lineage: Eukaryota; Fungi; Ascomycota; Eurotiomycetes; Eurotiales; Trichocomaceae
Exons: 1
Coding region: 1-768 (255 amino acids)
Source: RefSeq, a predicted model, not a curated record